Messenger RNA from Tupaia belangeri chinensis (Chinese tree shrew), 2763 nucleotides. It is a transcript of the gene TAL1, whose product is annotated as TAL bHLH transcription factor 1, erythroid differentiation factor. Gene Ontology annotation, biological process: regulation of transcription by RNA polymerase II. Gene Ontology annotation, molecular function: DNA-binding transcription factor activity, RNA polymerase II-specific; RNA polymerase II cis-regulatory region sequence-specific DNA binding; protein dimerization activity. NCBI's taxonomy places the organism in Eukaryota, Metazoa, Chordata, Mammalia, Scandentia, Tupaiidae. The record is from RefSeq and is a predicted model, not a curated record.
UGCGGCGCACACGGCCCCGGCGCGCCUCGGCCCAUGCUAACGAGGCCCAGAACGUGAGCGGGAUUAGAGCGCCGCGCAGGAGCCGGAGCUGCGCGGGCGGGGGCGGCGGGCGGUCCUGGCACCCGGGACCCGGCCUCAAAAUGGCCACACGCGUACCCCCAUAGCGGAAAAAACACCGCCCAGGACCACACCGCAGCCUAACUGCUAGCCUCUCAGCCAGAGGGGAGAGCAAAGACCCCCAUCCCCAACCUAGACCUCGGCUCCGCCCUCCCCCGGGAGAAGUGAAGAUUCUAUCCGAAGGGGCCUGUCUCUCUAAGAUGCCCCAGGAUGACGGAGCGGCCGCCGAGCGAGGCGGCACGCAGUGACCCCCCGGUAGAGGGACGGGACGCGGCCGAGGCCCGCAUGUGUGGAAACCAAGACGAGGGAGUGCACCGCUUUGGAGGUGCAGACGUGUGGCUGGGUGCGAGUAGAAGCCGGGUGUGCUGCGUGAUGGCGUUUGGGUUCUUUGGGGAGCCUGAUGCCUUCCCAGUGUUCACCACCAACAGAGUAAAGAGGAGACCCUCCCCCUACGAGAUGGAGAUCACCGAUGGUCCUCAUACCAAAGUCGUGCGGCGCAUCUUCACCAACAGCCGUGAGCGAUGGCGGCAGCAGAACGUGAACGGGGCGUUUGCUGAACUCCGCAAGCUGAUCCCCACGCACCCCCCAGACAAGAAGCUCAGCAAGAAUGAGAUCCUCCGCCUGGCCAUGAAGUACAUCAACUUCCUGGCCAAGCUGCUCAAUGACCAGGAGGAGGAGGGCACCCAGCGGGCCAAGCCUGGCAAGGACCCUGUGGUGGGGGCUGGUGGGGCUGGCGGUGGGGGUGGGGGUGGUGCGCCCCCAGAUGACCUCCUGCAGGACGUCCUUUCCCCGAACUCCAGCUGUGGCAGCUCCCCGGGUGAGCACACAGCCCGCAGUCUCCAUCCUGCCAUGCUGCCCGCCACUGAUGGAGCCGGCCCUCGGUGAUGGGUCUGGAGACACCUGGGAUCAGCAGGAGGGUGCCUUCAGGCUACUGGGAUGGUGGGCUUCAGGGUGGGUGGGAUGCGCAUUGGGCAACUCUGAAGCAGGAUGGUGGACUUGAUGAACUUUGCUUGAUGUCUGAACUUUGGGAAGCCCUAACGACCCCUGGGGCUGGCUUUUCUGUUUCCUGCCUCAGUGGGAGAACAGGAAAAUGGAGCAAGUGGUAGGUACUUUCUAUGAAGACGGCACGGUCCUCCCCUCCCCCAAUCCCUAAGAAGCUCGGUGUCACCGCUUUUGCCCUGGAGUUUGGGGAGCCUUGUCUUUGCUGAGACCUAGGGUUGUCAGCUCUCACCCGAGGUGUCCAACAGCCUCUGCCUUGCCUUUAGUCCCUCCCAAGCUGGUGGGAGUGGCUUCGUGGCCACUUCUGUCUGAAUAUAUAGGUACCCAAUAGCUGCCCAUUUCUUGAGCCCCAUCUUCACCCAGGCCCCUGUUGGUCCUCCCAGCUCGCCGGCUGCUGCAGAGUCACAGCCUCGAGGUGCCUUCUUCAGGGCCUGGUGAAGGAAGACGGCCAGUGGACCUUCUGCUCUAAACCAGCUGGGCCAGCAGGUCCGAAAAUCCAGUUGCCCCUACUUCCUGCCCUGGGGAGCGAAGCUUUGCUCUGAGCUUUGCCUCCCUGAUCCUGCAGCUGUAGGGAGUGGGCCUGACGCCCUGAGCAGGUCUCGUGGGGCUUUGUGUGAAGGCAGAGAGAGGGAGAAUGAUUGUAGACGGAAAUCGAGCAAGAGAGAUCUUCUACAUUGUCGUUCUUGUUGGUGAGCAAAUGCCAGUGUGCUGAUGGGCACACAUAUGUGCCGAGGACACAUGUAUGUGCUGAUGGGUGUCCUCCUGGGCGCCCUUUUAGAUGCUUAGAGGAAUUCCCGUGCUGUAAGAUGUUUGUCUGCCAAGAGCCUGGUCAGUGUCUGAACGGAGCGUAAACUCUGUCCUAGGAAAUCUUUCGUUGGGAAUUUUGCUUGAUCACAGUUAUUGGUGGGCUCUUUAGUCUUGAUAUGAUCCAGGAAACACCUCCACUUCUAGGCAUGGGAAAUCCAGUCAGAGACCCAAAUCUACAUACGUUCACUUAGCAGAACUUUAAACACCCCUCCGCUGUACAUCUUUCUGUCAUCAGGGGUGUGAGUGGAAGGCUGGUGUAAUGCAGUAGGAGUGCUCCCUCCGGAAGUUGUACAUGGAACUUUUGUAAAUCAGAUCCUUACCCUUCAUCUUUGAAAAACAUAACUGCCACAAGUCCUUUUGUAAAGUGAAGAAUCCUUUUGUAGAGUGGAUGACUGCCCCCUUGUUUAUCUCCCGUGUCAACCCAGAAGGUGGGAUGUGGUUUUCUUGACGCUAGGUGGCCUGUGACCUGCUUUCUGAGCCUAUUGGACACACCACACAAAAGUCCUGAAUAUCUGUCAUCGUACCCUUAAGUCUUCCUAGCCUUGUUCCUUCAGGCUCUUCCUUUUAGGUCACCAGGGAAAUAGCUAUGGCCCUGACCUUUUGUGCAGAAGCCCAUCACUGCGGCUGUCAGGAAAGCUCUCUCAUGUUUUGAGUUCCAUCCUAGUGACUUGUCCUUUCUAUAAUGGGGCCUUGGGUACCGCCAUGUGGAGGUAGGAAUGAUCUCUGCUUCCCACCCAUUCCUCCUUCCUCUUUUUUAUUUUAUUUUAUUUUUUAAAGUUUGCUGUAGGGUACAAGCGCUUGCCAGAGAGACAGAAAGAGGGAAAGUGAGAAAGCACCCCC